Molecule: messenger RNA, 897 nt
Organism: Melospiza georgiana
Lineage: Eukaryota; Metazoa; Chordata; Aves; Passeriformes; Passerellidae
Gene: HOXA11
Product: homeobox A11
Exons: 2
Coding region: 1-897 (298 amino acids)
Biological process (GO): regulation of transcription by RNA polymerase II; anatomical structure development
Cellular component (GO): nucleus
Molecular function (GO): DNA-binding transcription factor activity, RNA polymerase II-specific; RNA polymerase II cis-regulatory region sequence-specific DNA binding
Source: RefSeq, a predicted model, not a curated record
AUGAUGGAUUUUGAUGAGCGUGUUCCUUGUUCCUCUAACAUGUAUUUGCCAAGUUGUACUUACUACGUCUCGGGUCCUGAUUUUUCCAGCCUCCCUUCUUUUUUGCCCCAAACCCCCUCUUCUCGCCCUAUGACAUACUCCUACUCCUCCAACCUACCCCAGGUCCAACCUGUGAGAGAAGUUACCUUCAGGGAAUAUGCCAUUGAUCCCUCCAGUAAAUGGCACCCCAGGAACAAUCUGCCCCACUGCUACUCCGCAGAGGAGAUCAUGCACAGAGACUGCCUGCCUGCCACCAACACUGCUAGCAUGGGCGAGAUGUUCGGCAAAAACACAGCUAACGUCUACCACCCCAGCACCAACGUCUCCUCCAAUUUCUAUAGCACGGUGGGCAGGAACGGGGUCCUGCCCCAGGCUUUCGACCAAUUUUUCGAGACGGCUUAUGGCACGGCGGAAAACCUGGCCUCGGCGGACUACCCGGUAGACAAGAGUGGCGAGAAGGCGCCCGCGGCCGCCGGGGCGGCGGCGGCGGCAACUUCAAGUUCGGAGGGCGGCUGCGGCAGGGCGGCGGCGGCGGCGGCGGAGAAGGAGAGGAGGAGGCGGCCGGAGAGCAGCAGCAGCCCCGAGUCAUCUUCCGGCAACAAUGAGGAGAAAUCCGGCAGUUCCAGUGGACAACGUACGCGUAAAAAGAGAUGCCCAUACACCAAAUACCAGAUUAGAGAGUUAGAAAGGGAGUUCUUCUUCAGUGUCUACAUAAACAAAGAGAAACGCCUCCAGCUCUCCCGAAUGCUCAAUCUGACCGACCGUCAAGUCAAAAUAUGGUUUCAGAACAGAAGAAUGAAAGAAAAAAAAAUUAACAGGGACCGAUUACAAUAUUACUCAGCUAAUCCACUACUUUAA